Molecule: messenger RNA, 4665 nt
Organism: Wasmannia auropunctata (little fire ant)
Lineage: Eukaryota; Metazoa; Arthropoda; Insecta; Hymenoptera; Formicidae
Gene: REPTOR
Product: protein CREBRF homolog
Exons: 5
Coding region: 927-2669 (580 amino acids)
Biological process (GO): response to unfolded protein; regulation of transcription by RNA polymerase II
Cellular component (GO): nucleus
Molecular function (GO): RNA polymerase II transcription regulatory region sequence-specific DNA binding; DNA-binding transcription factor activity, RNA polymerase II-specific
Source: RefSeq, a predicted model, not a curated record
CUAUUUAUGCAAACAUCACCGAUCACUGCGGCCCCCGCAGUCUCGUGGCAAAACAAUAACAAACGACACACAUCGUCACUCCUCCGCGUUUCGACCGAUUUCUCGCCCGAUUUCCGCGCGCGAUUCUCUCCGCGAGUCGUUCGCAGUGUUCGCACGUGCGACGAGAAGUCUGUGGCGAGUAAGAUUCGCGCGAUCGUAGGCGCGCUCGAUCGCGAUCGAGGAGGAUCCUCGCGCAAUCCUCUCCGCGCGAAGCGAAGCCCGUGUCGUGGGCGCGCGAGGCGCGAGUCGGGUCCGACUCCAACGACUCGGGGGGGAAGAAAAAGUGAAACCCAAGCCUGGCCUCGCCGCGCCGCGAUGCUGUCAACCACGGAAAAUGCCCGCUGACGAGAGACGCGCUAUGCGUACGUGCUGCGUGCGCGCGUGGACCAAUAUGUGAUUCCCGACCUGAUCGCGCCGCCGUUCUCUCCCCGAGCAGACCAGCUCUGUUUACUAGCGAGGCAGAGAGGCCGUUCUAUCCCUCGCCGUGGGGCCUCCUCCGUGUGCUUCGCGAAAUCGAUUGAGCGACAACGAGGUGAGCGCGGACGAGUCAAAAACUGUACGGUGCAACUCGCUCGGGCCCAGGCGAGAUAAGCCCCCGCGCGUUUCCUUUUUCUCUUUCGUUAUCGUAUUCUGCUUAACGCGCGUAAUAACGCCGUCGUCGCUCGCAUACUCGUUCACUCGUCUGUACUUGUCUACGAUAUAUUCAUCGUUCGAAGAUUCGAGGUUGAACGACGAAUAGAUCGAGCUUGAGAUUUGUUUUGUCCAACAAACUUUCCUGUUUUGUGUUCCUUUGUGUAGAGGAGCGCAUCUCAGUUUCCAGAACUGCAGCGUGCUCGAAACGCGCGCGCCUUACCGCGGUUUCCACAUCGACGGACUCCAAGUAGCCGAUGGACGACUCCAAGUACAGCGACUUCUCGCUAACUGGCACGAUGGAUAGUAUAGUAAAGCAGGAACCUGUUCAGGAAAUGAAUUCGGCAUCGGCGUCCGUGCCGAUACCUGGAGGACACAGGGGCACCACGCGAGGAACGUACGAUCAGUUCUCGCCGUCCCCUCUGGCGGUCUCCUCCGGAUGGGAUAUGAGGGCCGAACAAAUGGAUUAUCCUUUCAAAAUGGAUCCGGAUCAGAUGGACAUCUCGUUUAAGAUGGAUGAGGACGAUAUAUUCCAGGUGGACAAAGCUGAGCUUAUUCAAGGUCCGACUCUGGCUGAGUUGAACGCCAACGACGAUACCCUGCUGGGCGAUUUAAAUUUCGACGAUUUAUUGCUGCCCGAGGAAAGGGUACAGCCGAUAAAAAUGGAAUACACCGCUCCGUUGACUGGCUCUCUGUUUAGUAGUAGCAUAGGAUUUGCGCCUAGUAGUUUUCCCCAAUCCGGAGUAACUCACCGUAGUUGUCCCACAUAUACAAAUACAUGUGGCUUUAAUUUAAAUAGAGAUUCAAACAUUGGGGAUAAUGCGGAAGCCGUUAGUCCUACUGCAUUUCCUAGUCCAGGCACUAGUAACAUCGCAGGUAGUUCAACAGCAAGCUCAUCGACUUCGCCUCAUCCUGUAACUCGGCCCAUUGGAUCGUCUACUUUACACGAGCUACUUAUGAAAAGAGGUGAAAAUCCAUUUAAUAAUCCAGUUUCCAAUCAAAUGGAUAAUAUCUCAACGAUAGGCGGUAAAUCUAAAGUUUCGAGACUGUCUAUGUCUGCGCCAACGCAGACAAUGGGACAUUUGGAUCAAAUCUGGGCCCACAGAGAACCACGACAACAUCUCUUGAGUACCGGUAGCUUGGUAGAGGCGGGAUCGACGAGUAGUUUGAGCACUGGAGGUGCCCUUAGCCCAGAUCCACUCUGUGUUGAUCCUCUUAGCCAUGACGAAGGUUAUGAAGACAGUGAUGAUGACAGUGAUCACUAUGAUGACUACAGCAGCGACGAUGACACAGGUGGAAGCGACGGUGAGGAACAGAGUAACAUUAAAACAUUAGGAAGAGCAACGGAAAUAGGAAAGGAAAUCAGACACAGUAAGAAAGAAAGAUUCUUCUGGCAAUAUAACGUUCAAGCAAAGGGACCAAAAGGACAGCGAUUGAUCGCGCGAGCGCGCCUGGAAGAUCCGCAUGUCUUGAAUGAAGCAACUGAUCCAGUAUUUAGUCCUCAUUGUGCUCUUAGAGGAAUUAAACAUAGCGGAAAGGCACGGAAAGGCGACGGGAACGAUCUUACGCCUAAUCCUCGCAAGCUCCACAGCAUCGGACGAGAGCUGGACAAAUUAAAUCGUAUUAUAAAUGAUAUGACACCUGUUUCAGAAUUACCUUUUCCGGCGAGACCGAAGACGCGCAAAGAAAAAAAUAAACUAGCUUCACGAGCGUGCCGCUUAAAGAAGAAGGCUCAACAUGAAGCUAAUAAGAUAAAACUACAUGGACUUGAACAAGAACACAGACGUCUUAUACAUGGUAUAUCACAAAUUAAACAUAUGCUCGCUGCUAAAUUGGCUGAAACCAAUCCUGACACUCAGGAAGAGCUUACACGACAAAUGGAGAAAUGUUGCAAGUUAGCUACCAAAAUGCGAAUAGCAAAUCAUUCAACAGAAUUUGUGAACAAAGUGUUGGAUAAUAUCAGAGCCGGUAUUCCUGACGGUGGCAUCGAUAAUUUUUAAUAUAGCGAAUCGUUUUCCUAUAAAUCUUAUGUCUACGCGUGUAUAUAUCUUUAGGAAAAAAAUAUGCUAUGUCUAUACAUAUAUAGGGUAAUGUUGCUUUUUAUCUUUAAAGUUGCUGUCGAAUGCUUCAUAAAGCAGACUUGCAGUUAACUUAUUGGUUAACGUAUAAUUAACAUAUAUCUUACAUAUGUUACUUCAGAAAAUGUUUAUUGAUGUAGAUGAGAAACGAAACCUUGACAUAUGAUAUUGGUUUAGCUUCCAGACCUUCAAAUCGUUAAUUUUUUUUCUGCAAAAGUAUCUGCAUUUUUGCCUGUUGUAUAUAUUGGUCAAUCUGUAUAUAACAUUUUUCAUGCAUCACGUAUGAUAGUUUCAGUACUGUAUUUAUAUGCAAACAAAGGAUGUUUUUUUUUUACAAAUUAGCUGCAAAUGUAUCAUUUGUUUAAAAAAAAGAACGGUUAUAUAUCCUGAUGAAAGUGCAAAGAAAAAAGUGCCGAAUGUCACUUAAUAAUUAUAACAUAUUAAAGAGAAGAGAGCGAUGAUAUCAUCAAUGUCCAUUAUCAAUCAACGUUGCACACGUUGUGAUUCUAAAUUUAAUCUUUAAAUUGCAAUGAAUAUGCACCAAACGGCAGAACUUUUGGCCACAGAUCGAUAAAAAAAAUAUAUAUAUAUAUAUACACAUGUUAAAUUUAAUUAUAUACUGAUUGUAUGCAAAAUGUAUCUGGGUAAUUCCUUUUUUCCGAAUAGAGGUACUAAUUAAUUCCAUUCUUACGUAAUUACUAAUGAUGAUCAAGGUUUCGGAAUUAUUGAUGGCGGCUGAUGCAACAAUAGUAAGAAUUGACAUUGAUGAUUUUUUUUUCUUUUUUAAUGUCCAGACGACGCGAUGUAGUUUUAAUCGUAAAAAGAUCUAGAGUGUGCAUUUAGAUGCACUUAGAAGCGAGCUUUUGAAUUAUAUAGUUGUUUGCUGUUUGCUGACUCGAUCUACCUCAGAACGAAACGCUAUACCUACGUACAUAUAUAUAUUUGGAUUAUAUAAAACAUAAAGUAUAAUGAAUAUAAUGAUGUAUGUGGAAAGAUUGUAAUCGUGGCGCGAGGUGGAAUAUCAUUGCUUUAGAGUUUUUAGAAGAGAGGACGGAUGUAGCGUGUAGCGCCUACACUCUCUUCUGUUCGACGAUCGUUUAGAGCCAUUGUGUACGCCGCGAUUAGAAUUAUAAUUAUAUUUUGCUAAUCACUAAUAUACACAUACAUAUAUUUUAAAUAUGCAAGAUGUUAAUCCAUAUUCGUACUAAUAUUUUUUUAAUCGAUUUUUGUAUGUAAAGUUGCGCUAUAAAGAUCAUAGUAAUUAUAUUGAAAGGAAAUAAAAAAAAACGUGUGGAUAUAUAGUCAUACGAUUAUAUACAUAUAUAAAUACAGAUGUUGUAUAAUCUUUAUCGAAUCGUUAUGCAGUCUAAUUUAUUGUUAUGCGGGGGGUACCACCGUAGGUUUCAUUCGCUGUGUAUUUUACGUCGGCAAAAAAGUUAAAUAUGUGUAAUAUCAGUGUAAGCACGAGAGAGGGGGGGAGAGAGAGAGAGAGAGAGAGACGCGUCACUUCGAUAUCACCGUAAUCGCACAAGCGUACGGAAAAUGUUGCGUGUAAUAAGAAUCCUUCUUUCAUGGUGUGCAAUACGCGCAUUCGUGUGUGCGAAAAAAAGCGUCACUUUAUUGUUUUCGAUGAUGACCCCGAUACUUUUACGAUGAUAUGCUUGCGUUCGUUCACUCGCUCGCUCGCUCGCGCAUUCGUUGCCUGCGUCUUCGUCGAGGACAAAUGCGCACAAACCCUUCGUCAUCGUGCGCGGGUCAGUGUAAAAAUGUAAUGAAAUUGCAGUUAGCGUGCGAGUGCAUUCCUGGCGUUAAUCGUGCUAAUCGAGUACGGCAAACGACCCGAAGAAUAAACCGAUCAGAAUGUGUAAUGAUUGAAUUAUCAUUUUUAUUCUAAUAAAAAAACACAUGCGAACGGCAA